Molecule: messenger RNA, 1232 nt
Organism: Tarenaya hassleriana
Lineage: Eukaryota; Viridiplantae; Streptophyta; Magnoliopsida; Brassicales; Cleomaceae
Exons: 2
Coding region: 570-995 (141 amino acids)
Source: RefSeq, a predicted model, not a curated record
CGACACGCGCCUUGUUCGCGCGUGGGAUAGAAGCGCAUCUGAAAUUGGCAUCCAUCUUCAACGGGCUAAGAUCCAUCCGCCAAUGGUAUACGAUGGUGAACUGAGGAAUGCGUCAUACGUAAGUUUUACAUUUAGUCUCGAAAAGAAAGCAAAGGAAACACCUUUUUUCUCAACACACCUUCCAAAGACGUCACUGCUCUUUGCUCCUUCUCUCUGCUUCUAACCAUUUUGUUUGAAUCUCUCGGGGAAAUUGUUGUUGGGUUUCGAUUCAUCCGAGGUUCUGUUUGAUCAGUUUCUCGGAAUCCCUUUGUGUUUCUCCGAUCUGGGUUUUCGUCUGCUUUCGACUCCGCUAACUUUAGCUCUUUGGUCGGAGACACUGGUGAAUCUGGUUUUGAGUGAAUCGAGAAGAAACAGAAGCGGCGACCCUUUUGGACUUUGAUGGACUUCUGAUCGGUUUUGUCUGAUUCUGAAAAAAUGGGUUCACGCGUCAGAGGUUCCGAUGAAGAUUUCUAGUAAACUGGUUUCUCGUCUAGCUUUUCGAGGCAUUCGUUCUUGAGAUUCACCCGAGAAUGAGAAGAGGAAGAGGAAAAGGCAAGAAGCAGAAUGCAAGGGAGGAGGAUCAUGGAAGCGGUGAGGAGGAAAAGAUUCCGGCAUAUAGGAGAAGAGGGAGGCCGCAGAAGCCAAUCAAAGAUGAAACCGAGGGAGAGGAACUGGUGGGGAAGAUCGAAGAAGGGGAUGAAGAUGGCAUAAACAGUUCACUAACCAGUAAAGAUUUGAAGAAUGAAGCUGUAUCAGAAAACGGGAGGAAGAGAAAGAGAUCACUGCAGUGUAAAGAAAACAAUGCAGAUGUAGCCAAGGAAGAGAACGGUAACGGGUCGAAAUCGAGCACGGAUGACUCGAUAAAAUCGUCAAUCGGGUACAGACAGAUCGGUAGCCGGAGGAAAAACAAGCCGAGACGGGCAGCUGAAGCUGUAGUCGAGUGUAACGGUGUCUGAGAAAACAUCUAACAAUGGCGAUUUCACUGUCGGAAUCCCGGGUUUGGAAGCAUUUUGUCCGAAUUUUCGCCUUUUCGAAACCGCCCUUUUGUGGUUUUUUCAUGUUCUUGGUGACUAGGAGGUUUUCUUUUAUGUUUCUGAUACUAUCUUUCUUUUUUUUUUUUUGCUAUGAAAACUUGCACGGUUUACAAACAAUUCAGACGGGGAUUUAGCAAGUGGGCAUUUUGUGUUCUUGGA